This is a messenger RNA of Clupea harengus (Atlantic herring), 4021 nucleotides long. Its product is annotated as multiple epidermal growth factor-like domains protein 6. NCBI's taxonomy places the organism in Eukaryota, Metazoa, Chordata, Actinopteri, Clupeiformes, Clupeidae. The record is from RefSeq and is a predicted model, not a curated record. The transcript has 25 exons. Gene Ontology annotation, molecular function: protein binding; chitin binding. Gene Ontology annotation, cellular component: extracellular region. Bases 67 to 3972 code for a protein of 1301 amino acids.
CCUGGUAGCUACGGUAACCGCUCUGGGUUGACAGAUGUAUUGGAUUGCACUCUGUGUGACCAGGGGAUGUUUUGCAGAGGCUCAGGGAACGAGUCCCCCACCGGCCCGUGUGACUCCGGCUUCCUGUGCCUCGGUGGAGCAUCCGCUCCUGCCCCCACCGAUGGGGUCACCGGCGCUCCCUGCCCCCGGGGGUUCUACUGCCCAGCGGGGAGUUACUCCGCAGUGCCCUGUCCAAAAGGCACCUUCAGUGAGAGGAGCGGGCUCGGCGAGCAGUCUGAGUGCCAGCGAUGUUCUCCAGGGUUCUACUGCGCGGAACCGGGGCUGACUGCCGUGAGCGGACCCUGCCUGUCAGGCUUCUUCUGCCUUGAGGGCUCUCCAGACGUGACCCCGGUGGCAGAGGGGUACGGGGACCUGUGCCCGCCAGGCCACUACUGUGAGAACGGCACCGCAGCGCCCGCCGCCUGCCCAGCGGGCACACACCGACCCCAGACGGGCGGGCGUGGGAGGCAGGACUGUGUGACCUGCCCUGCAGGCUGGUUCCAGGACCACACAGGGCAGACGGAAUGUAAACCCUGCCCUGCAAGGUUCUACUGCCCCUCCCCCCAUCAGGAGGCUGGUGGGGUAGUUACCCCUGUGACCUGCCCGCAGGGGUAUUUCUGCCCUGGCGAUGCCCCUCUGGACAGCCCUGUGCCCUGCCCCAGGGGCACUUAUAGCAGUACUGAGGGCCUGAGCACUGCAGACGAGUGCUGGGUUUGCCCCGCGGGGCAUUUCUGCGGAUCGGACGGCCUCACCCAGCCCACGGGGCCUUGCGCGGCAGGCUUCCUCUGCCACAUCAGGGCGGUGGUGCCCAACCCUGUGGACGACAGCACCGGCUCCCUCUGCCCCCCUGGGGCAUUCUGCCAGGCGGGGAUCAUAGCAGGAGAAUGUUCUCCAGGAUACUACUGCAGUGGGGGUUCCACCAGCCCUGAGGGGGUUCUGUGCCCUGCAGGGUUCUACUGCCCCAAGGGUUCCCACACACCCUUCCCCUGUGAGGCCGGAACGUUCUCCUCUGCAGCGGGAAACAGUCACCGUGGCAACUGCACAUCAUGUCUGGCAGGAUUCUUCUGUCAGGGUGAGGGGGUAGUGCAGCCCGAGAUUUGCCCCUCGGGUCACUUCUGCCCCCCUGGCACGUCCUUGGCCCAGCAGUUCCCCUGCCCUCCAGGAACCCUACUUCCCCUGCCAGGGGCAACAAGCCCAGAGGAUUGCCUGCUUUGCCCCGCAGGCUUGUUCUGUGCUCUGCCGGGUCUAUCUGAGCCCACUGGCCCGUGUCAAGAGGGGUUCCACUGUUCCCCCGGAUCCAGCAGCCCAAACGGAACCGGAAUCACCAUGCAGAUGGAGUCCGAUGAAGGCUCAAUCUGCCCCACUGGAUUCUACUGCCCUGUUGGCACAUCCUACCCCGUCCCCUGCCCACCUGGUACCUUUUCCAGCACCCCGGGGCUGACUCGGGCCGAGCAGUGCCAGCCUUGCCCUGGGGGGCUGUGGUGUGGCCGCGCGGGCAUGACCCAGAUCGCUGAUGCUCUGCUCUGUGAGGGAAGAUAUGUCUGUGUGGGCGGCAGUGUGAGCCCCCGCCCUGGCGAUGGCAUUAUGGGAUACCUGUGUCCUCCAGGGCACAGCUGCCCAGCUGGCUCAGCAUUGGAGGUGCCCUGUGAGGCGGGCACGUACAGCUCCAGCUCGGGCGCUGCCAACUGCAGCCUGUGCCCGGCUGGCACCAUGUGCCCCUCCGAUGGCAUGCAGGAGCCGGCCCUGUGCCCGCUGGGUCAUUUCUGCCCCGUGGGCACGGCCUUGCCCCUGCCCUGCCCCACAGGCACUCUGGGGCAGAUGGCGGGUGCCCCAUCCCAGGCCUCCUGCUCCCCCUGCCCCACUGGACACUACUGUAACUCCCCAGGAGCCUCUCAGCCUCAAGGCCGAUGUGAGCAGGGGUACUUCUGCCAGGGUGGGGCCAGCAGUCUUGCCCCCCAGCCCUCCGCUGAGCUGCCCCAGAACGGACCCUGCCCAACUGGGCACUACUGCCCCCCUGGCACCCUCUCGCCACUACCCUGCCCAACAGGCACCGUCCGCAACCUCACCGGGGGCGUGUCCAUAGAGAGCUGCUUCUCCUGCCCCGGGGGGUAUUACUGUGACGGGGAGGGGCUGGACACCCCCAGCGGACCCUGUGACGCCGGGUUCUACUGCCCCUCGGACUCCUCCUCCACCACCCCCCACACAUUUAUGUGCACCAAGGGUCACUUCUGCCCCCAGGGCUCCCCCCUGCCCCUGCCCUGCCCCACGGGCCAGUACCAGCCCACCGCUGGCUCAGACUCCUGCAUCCCCUGCCGCCCCGGCUUCUACUGUGAGCAGGCAGUGGUGGGAGACCCCCUGGCCUGCCCCCCACACACCUUCUGCCCCGCAGCCACCAUGGUUCCCCAGCCCUGUCCCGACGGCACCUUCACCCCCCCUGGCCAGGGGGGUCUGAGGGAGGAGAGGGAGUGCCUCUCCUGCCCCCCGGGGAGGUACUGCAGGGCUGGCCAGAUUAAAGGCGUGUGUGCGGCGGGGUACCUGUGUGUGUCGGGCAGCUCUGAGUUCACCCCUCUGGAGCGCGUCCUGGCCGAAGGGGAGGUGUGUGAGUGGGGGGUGCAGUGUGCCGGAGCGUGCCCAGCAGGGUUCUACUGUGAGGAGGGCACAGAACGGGCGAUGCCAUGCCCUGACAACACGGUGCGCAGCUCUCCUGGAGCCAGCAGCCUCAGCGACUGCCUGCCAUGCCCACCCACACACUGGUGCAGAGAGGGGGGCGCUGUUCUGCAUGCCUGCCCGGUGGGACACUACUGUGACGGCGUAGCUGACUAUGAGUCAGGGGGCAGACCAGGACCCAGGAAGUGCCCGGUGUUCACCUACAGACCCACUCCCUCAGCAGGAAGCAAAGGGGACUGCCACCCCUGCCCACCGGGGACAUUCUGCAACUCCACAGGUCUCAGUCAUUACUCUGGGCUUCUCUGCCCUCCCGGGUUCUGGUGCAGUGGGUCCAGUCCGCCGGUGCCGUGUCCUGCGGGCACCUUUAGGGCGCAGCCAGGGGCAGCUGACGUCACCCAGUGUGAACCCUGCGACCCCGGCACCUACUGCCCUGACCCCAGGGCCACGGGCGUGCCCAACACAGCGGGCAUCCCCUGCAGGGCGUCCUACCAGUGCCCGGCAGGUUCAGCUCAGGAGACCUUGUGUCUGGCUGGGUUCUACUGCGGACCCCAGACAGGGGAGCCGCCGCCGUGCCCCCUGGGAUACAUGUGCCCACAGGGCUCCCACACGCACAGCAGUCCACAGCAGCAGUGCUCUUUCCCGUUCUUCUGCCCAGUGGGGAGCUCUGCCAAGCUCGCCUGCCCAGGUGGUUUCAUGCCCGUGAACUCCACAGGCCUGCGGGCAUCUCUGGAGAGCUCCUGUGUGCCCUGUCAGGCUGGCACAUACCGCCCAGCACUCGCCUCCGUCCUGCAGUGCCAGCCCUGCCCGCCUGGGUACCACUGCCCCGCAGGAGCAGAGAGCCCCAGUAGUCACCCCUGUCCAGCUGGAUACUUUUGCCCCCCGGGGUCUGCCAGCCCGCUUCCUUGCCCACCUGGUUUCUACGGCAACCGCACCAACCUGGAGGCUGUCGAGGAAUGCCAGACGUGCCCGGCGAGCACCUUCAACCACCUGCCAGCACAGACGGCCUGCUUCCCCUGUGGCAGCUCAGCCACAUCGGUCCAAGGCUCCUCGAGCUGCAGCUGCAUUGGGAGGAAGAGGGCCUUCCAGCCGUCCGACGGCUCGUGUUUGUGUCAGACGGGCUUUGUGUUCUACAACCAGCUGGACUUCAAGAGCUCCAGCGCAGACAGCCGGCUGGACUGCCAACCUGAGGUGAGUAAGCGCUGUGGUGGGGGAGAGGUGCGUCUGGCCUCGUCUCAGGAGUGUGUGUGUGUGUGUGUGUUUAGGUGAGUAGGCGCUGUGGUGGGGGAGAGGUGCGUCUGGCCUCGUCUCAGGAGUG